Molecule: messenger RNA, 2269 nt
Organism: Oncorhynchus mykiss (rainbow trout)
Lineage: Eukaryota; Metazoa; Chordata; Actinopteri; Salmoniformes; Salmonidae
Source: RefSeq, a predicted model, not a curated record
AUGGACGGACGUGUAUUCUGGAAUCGGACCUCUCAAAUUCUUCUCAAUGAAUCUUGGGACAAUGAGUGCAAUGACCAUGAUCUUUUUUAUUAUAAUUUUGUCCGUCUAACAGAGACCACUAUUUUGCCUUCUCUCAUUGGAAUCCUCUGUUCAACGGGGCUUGUAGGAAACAUUCUGGUCUUGGUGACUAUCCUAAGGACCACAAAGAAGACCGUUCCAGACGUAUACAUCUGUAACCUGGCCGUGGCUGAUGUGGUCCACGUGACGGUCAUGCCCUUCCUGAUCCACCAGUGGGCCCGGGGGGGGCACUGGGUGUUUGGCAGCACCCUCUGCACCAUCAUCACCUCCCUGGACAACUGCAAUCAGGUGGCCUGUGCAGCCGUCAUGACCGCUGUCAGCCUGGACAGGUACCUGGCGGUGGUGCACCCGUUCCGUCUGAUGACCCUCCGAACCCGCUCUAAGACAAUCUGGAUCAACCUGUUUGUGUGGGUGGUGUCAUUUGUCAUGGUCCUUCCCGCCUGGGUCCACUCCAAGGUGAUUCGCUUCCCUGACGGACUGGAGAGCUGCUCCAUGAACCUGGUCACUCCCAAAGAGGUGCUCUGGUACACCCUAUAUCAGACCAUCACGUCUUUCUUUCUGCCCCUGCCCCUUAUCAUCACCUGUUACAUGCUGAUCCUGUGCUAUACCUGGAGGAUGUACCUGAAGAACAAAAGGGAACGGCGUGCUAACAACCAGUCCCGGGAGCGAGCCAUCCGCCUCACCAAGAUGGUUCUGGUCCUUGUGGCGGUUUUCCUGGUGAGCGUAGGGCCCUACCACAUGCUCCAGCUGGUCAACUUAACGCUGCGGAGGCCCACGCUGGCCUACUACACCUGCUACUACCUGUCAGUGUGCCUCAGUUACGCCGCCAGCAGCAUUAACCCUUUCAUCUACAUCCUGCUUAGCGGACACUUCCGUCGCCGGCUCACUUACCGCAAGCCGCCCAGCAGGCCUGUUGUUGAGAGGGAGCCUAACGGGCCCCAGGUCCGUACACCACACUCCAGCUUCUGACAGUCUUGUCCUCAAAGCAGGCACAAACACACACACACACACCACCACCACUACAGCCUGUCCCCAACACACUGCGUGGGGCAUUACCUAUGGCAGGAGCAUUACCUUUUGAUCAAGGAUUGCUUUAUUUGACAUUGUGGAUUGACUUACACCUCAACAGGAUCAGAGUGUUGUUAUUUAUUUUCUAUUAUGGUUUUCAAACGGACUGUACGAUAGCAUUGGGAUAUUGCAAGGAUUGAUCCACUAUCAUUUUGGAUUUCCCUGAAUUCGGCUGACAUUACUUUCACUGUGUAUUUUAUUGUAUAGCUAAAACACAAAUUACACAUACUAAGUGUUUGCCAUUAACACAUAGUUUGGCAUUUGUUUUCAACCUAUAGUUAGUGUUGCUAUAUCAUCAAUUGGUGCAUUGAUUGGAUUGUGUGGGACUUUGAACUCACAGAAACAUCUGUCCUACUGUAUGUACGGCUAACAGUGCUGAGACUGCUGAGUGAAUACUUUUUUUUUUUACCGUUAGUCUGAAUGCUAAGCAUUAGACUGGAAUCACUGGGAUCGGUCCAGGGUGAUUUGGUACUGUCUGGUGUUAACUGGGCUGGACUGGGAACUGGCCCCAGGAUGUAACGGUAUUACUAGUCAACAGACUGACUGAACACGGGCCACAGACACACAGAUAGACCGCACCACCAGGGGCAUCUAAUCAAACAACUCCUCCUUACCCUCACCCAGCUUGUGAUCAAUAAAAAGCCUAUAGCAAACCAGAUCAGACAGUUAGGAGCAGCGUCACACCCCCGGCAAGGCUAAGGGGAGAAUACAGUGCAACCCCUCCCCACUCUCGCUUUCUCUAUUGUUCUCUCUCUAUGGUAAUCCCACUCUGUUUUUACUCUAAAAUUGCCUCAGGCAUAGAGUAAUUUGACAUAUUGAUCAAUAUGUCUCAAUGUCAACACACUCCUGCUGUCUCCAGGAUUUCCAAUUAGUCUCUUAUUGGAUUGGUUGUGCUCAACAUACUAAAUUCCAUUGUGUUAUUGGUCGACGAUGGAUUUAUUUGUAUGUUAUCAGUACCAGUGUACCUAAUUUAUUAACGUUAACUCUCUGCUCACACCUCCUCCAAUAACAUCAGAUUAUUAAAUCGACUAAUAUACCAAUGUAAUAUAAUUAGAUUUGCUUCCUACUCGCUCUCUAUACUCUCUUCAACUGUUACUUCAAAAUAUUCCCUUCCCAUACUACU